This is a messenger RNA of Soboliphyme baturini, 1170 nucleotides long. Lineage: Eukaryota; Metazoa; Nematoda; Enoplea; Dioctophymatida; Soboliphymatidae. The record is from the annotation of a GenBank genome assembly.
AUGAUGAAGGAGGAAGAAUCAAAAGCACUGAUGAAGGCGGUGUUGUGGGUCAGCGACCGGCGCAACUACGUGUGCCCGCUAAAAACCAUUCACUGGUACUUGGUUGAUCCUUCGGUAUUCAUACUGCUGAUCAGAGGAAACUGCUAUGUGACGCCGGUGACCAGUGCGCUUCAGUUGCUGCCCACAUCGAUCAAGGUCGACGCUCAGUCGACGUCAUGGCGCGAUCUCUAUAAUCAGUGCCUGUCGACCCUAGGUUCCAAAGAGGUUGAUCGUUUCUUGGACAAGUUACGAUGUGUCCAUGUAACCGGUGCGAGGGCAGACCAAAACGUAUUAGCUACUUUUUGCAAGCGCAGUUUGUGUGCGUUUGAGUUCUACGACACCGUACUCUCAGAUGACGAUCAAACACUGGUCGUGGAUCUGUUGAGCAACGGUAACGUUAAAGCUUUAGGGUUCGGGGUGAUGGCCGGUGAUCUGCUGAAUAGGUUCUGCCAAGCAGGCCGUUUGAACGUGCGGGUGAUGCGCUUCGCCGGACCGCAGCCUCUGAAGGUGUCGAUCCUGAACUCGCUGAAGGUCGAAAUGCCGUGCGUCGAGCUGCUCUCCUUGCAGGAGCUGACGUUCGACGAACGACCAAUGUCACGCGUGUUUUUCCGUGGCAUCGGUAGAUUCUUCAAGAAUCUGAAGUGUCUGCUGUUGGACUGGACCGUAGUGUCGCCAGCAGUCGAGUAUUCGGAGUCGACGAAGCAGAUUUUGGCUGGUCUGAAGGACGUCUACGUGGACAAGAAGCUGCAAGCGCUGGUGGUGCUCAUCUACUGCCCGGACGACGCGUUGCACCAAGCUGCUGCCCAGAUCACUGCCUUCUUCUCAUCCGACAAGUCCUUGAAGUACGUGCGCCACUUCGACUUCGCCACCAGCACUGCUGCCCCCGCUAACGACAACUUCCGUCUCAUUAUAAUUGGCAGUCCCCUGUCGCACUUUUCUGAGCGCCUGAAGAAGGUGAUCGUCGAUGACCGCUGCACCCAACCCGAUUUGCGACACCUGUGUUACGUCGUCGACCAGGACCCGUACCUGGAUCCCGAUCUGAGUCUGGCGUUCGGCGGCUUCGACGAGGCAGAAGUGCGUGCCAAAAUCGCCAAUCCGUCAUUCAUGCUGCCACCUGUCGACAUUCAGUGA